Canis lupus familiaris (dog) is the source of this 3606-nucleotide messenger RNA. It is a transcript of the gene GRPEL2, whose product is annotated as GrpE like 2, mitochondrial. Gene Ontology annotation, cellular component: PAM complex, Tim23 associated import motor. Gene Ontology annotation, molecular function: protein-folding chaperone binding; protein homodimerization activity; adenyl-nucleotide exchange factor activity. The record is from RefSeq and is a predicted model, not a curated record. The transcript has 4 exons. The coding region runs from base 76 to 753 and encodes 225 amino acids. Gene Ontology annotation, biological process: protein import into mitochondrial matrix; protein folding. NCBI's taxonomy places the organism in Eukaryota, Metazoa, Chordata, Mammalia, Carnivora, Canidae.
AGCGUGGUAUCUCGCUUCAGCCCGUCAUUUGGAGCAAGUGCGCAUGCGCUGCCUCCGUCAGCCGAGAUCGGGAAUAUGGCCGCGCGGUCUGUAUGGGCGGUCCGGCGGCUGGUGCAGCGCCUCCUGGCCUCGAAGGCAGCGUCUGAAGGCAGGGGAUGGCCACAUUCUUUCAGCACUGCCACCCAGAGAACUGCUGGUGAGGACUGCAGUUCUGAGGACCCUCCCGAUGAGCUUGGGCCCUCUCUUGCAGAACGAACCUUAAAGCUUAAAGCUGUGAAACUGGAGAAGGAAGUCCAAGACUUAACAAUGAGAUACCAGAGAGCUGUAGCUGAUGGUGAAAACAUAAGGCGCCGAACCCAGAGAUGUGUAGAGGAUGCCAAGAUAUUUGGAAUUCAGAGUUUCUGUAAGGACUUGGUAGAGGUGGCAGACAUUUUGGAGAAGACUACAGAGUACAUUUCUGAAGAAACAGAGCCCGGGGACCAGAAGCUCACUCUGGAGAAGAUCUUCCGAGGGUUAUCACUUUUAGAAGCAAAGCUGAAAAGUGUGUUUGCCAAACAUGGCCUGGAGAAGAUGACACCCAUUGGUGACAAAUAUGACCCUCAUGAGCAUGAACUCAUCUGUCACGUGCCAGCUGGUGUCGGGGUACAGCCUGGCACUGUGGCAUUAGUAAGGCAAGAUGGCUACAAGCUUCAUGGCCGCACCAUUAGACUUGCUCGGGUGGAAGUGGCAGUGGAGUCUCAGAGAAGACUGUGAAUGGCCCACAAGGAACUGCAUAUUCUCCCAGAGUACAGUCACCUGUGUUUCCUUUAUUUAUUAAAUUAGGUUUGUAUUGUACAUGAGGUACUUCAUGUGAUCUGUUUUGGAUUUAGUCAUAUUGGCUUUAUUUCUAAGAUACUCUACUGAUUUAAUGUGACCUGUUUGGUCUCAUCAGAAGUCUUGCCAUUUGGGCAUUUGAACAAUGUGACAAGUGAUCCUAUGGCCUUUGUCCAGAUAUGUUUAAGAAAAUUAUUUUAAAAUUGGUACUCUGAUGACUGUCCAUUGAAAAUCUUUUUAAAAGGUGGAAAUGAAUAGAUGUUUGUGUAUUUUCAACUCAAUGUUUCUUUCUAAUGGUCCCUGUAACAGGAAUUAAUAGGAUCUUGUAUUUCUUGGGAAAAGGAGAUGAUGGGGAUUGGUUCAACAUCCGGGUACUUAGAUGAUAAAGCUUUAGAGUUAAAUGAAGUUAGAUCAUUUGGGUUGAUUUUUAUACACAUAAAUUUUUAAGACUUCCCCUUUUUGUUUUCCUUUUAGCCACCUUUUGUCCGUAUCAUCAUCUCCAGGUAGGCCAUAUUCACACUCAUUGUCCCUUUCCAAUUCCCAUUUACAAGGGCUAAUUAGGGCCCAGGCAAGACUUGAAAGGCGGAGAGUAUCAACAAAUUCAAGAUACCAGGUCCCUUUCAAGCAAAUAUGAUCUAGAAACCUUGUGCUUUCUUUGCUAAGUUACCUUCCAAUUAUUUUCAGCCUCCCUAAUCAUUUCAGGGAAACCAAGGCAGCACUGAUAGCUAAUGACCCAAAUCAGUUUAUGUAGAUAAUUUACCUACAACUUUUCUCUCCACUUCCCUUAAAUCUUCCACUUUGUCAGAUUUGCCUCAUCAUCCUUUAUUAGAUGAUGCAGGGAGAUGGUCAGGACAAAAAUGUUAGGUUCUUACAAUUUUUCAUUUCAUUUAGUUAUGCCGAAUUUUUUUUUAUUUGUACUCACAAAUCACUACCUCUCAUACUGAUAUGCUUUAUUUUCUAGUUUUUGUAUCUGUCUUAUGUCACACAUAUUAACAUCUAGUUGUCUUUUAUGUAUUGACCUAGAAUUAAUGAGCCUGUGUGUUUAUUUUUUUUUUCAGUUCUUACUUAGCUGGUGUUCUUUAAAAGAUUUGCCUAACAAAAUGGGCAAGUGAAUGACCUACCAAUCAGACUUUAUAAAAGAGGUCAGUUAUGGAGAUUUUAAUGUUAGAAGAGGCCUUAGUGAUGAUCUCAUCUCUUUCAGCUUCUUAAGCAUGAAAACAUCUUUUUACGACUGGACUCAAAAAAUGUCUAAAACUAGUAAACUAAAUUUCAGUGAGAACUUGAAUAAGAACAACUAGAUUUUAACUUUAAUCAUUUAAGAUCCAACAGUUCGUUUUUUUUUUUUUUAAGAUCCAGCAGUUCUGUAAUGAACAUGCAAAUAUGUCCCCAGUGGACAAAUAUUGUUAGAUGUCCAGAUUGCAGAGGUUUAGGUUUUUAAGUUACUUAUCCAUGAAGUAAAUCCAUUUCUACUAGAACUUUAUGACCCCAUUCCAUGGAGUGGUAAAGUUACCCUCUUAGACAUCAUAGUUCUAGCACACUCCACAUAUGUAUCAAUAAAGCCAUCCCCCAAUGGGCCCUGCCAUCUCCACCAGAAUUUGACACUUAAAAAACAAAUAUGUGCUUUUAAGAAGCAAACAAAAGACUGGUGGGAAGAUUUGAAAACCAGAACCUCUUUGGGCUUUCCACUAAGUGUGUACUGUAAAUUUAAUGAGCAGUCAGAUUUCACAAUAAGAAUUUGUCUUUUUUUUUUUUUUUGCCUUCAUUCCUUUGAGAUUGACAGAGGUGACAAGAAAAGGAGCCAAUUACAAUUACCUAUGUGUUCUUGAAUUACUAGCUGUCAUUAUCAGUGAGUUUGAACAACCAUAAUUUUAGGUAUGGAAUGUUCUGAGUACUUGAAGAGUUUUCUAAUAUUCCUUACAGCCUUCUGUUUAGCAAGUAGAUUGAGAAUAAUUUUAGGUUCUUUUAUUAUUCAGUAGUUACACAGACUUAAAAGUGUAAAAUUUAGAAGAUGGAGCUAUAAUGGUAAGAAUCUCAAAAACUUAGGCUCUUGGGAGCCAGAGCAGCAUAAUAGAGCAUAGGCUCUGGAGGUAUAGACUUGAACAUAAAUCCCAGCCCUGUCACUGUGUGACAAUGGGCUCCAGUCAUUUCACCCUUCUGAGCCUGCUUCCUUGUUUGUACAAUGAUUAUACUUCCCUCACAGUAUUGUGAGGAUAAAUGAAAUGUGUAAAUUGUCUACUACAAUAGGCCCUCAAAUAUUUAUUUUUAUUACUUUUUCUUACACGUGUUGUUUUGCCUAUUUUUUUUUAUAGCUGCCUAAGGUCUAGGGAAAGACGAAGAAGACUGGUUAAGUGCUGCUUCUCUAUAAAAAUUGUAAUUUAAGCAAUCACAGUGACUUGUUUUCCUUCAAGCUUCUGGUUUUUCUGUGUUUUUUUAACCAUAACGCAAGAAACCCACACUUUCUGGAGGAACAAGAAAAUUGUGUCCAUGCUCUUCAUUAUUUUUAUCUUGACGGUAAAGUGAAAAGACAUCUUAGGAUAUGUAAGGAAGUUUUGGCUCACUUGAAGAGGGGAUCGUGGUGUUUCAGUACAUGGAUUCUAUAAACCUUUUACAGAUUUUCUUCACUGCCAUAAGGGGAUCAGUGUACUGAUAAGUUAAUUGGUGCUCUUUCAUGUCAAAAGGAUCUAAUAAGUGAAAAAGGUUCUUGUACACUAAAGCAAAUCAAAUGGGGAAAACUAAGAAUGAAAUAGAAUAUUCAGAAGCAACUUCAAUAAAACCUGAAUUGACAUAACUGCA